Messenger RNA from Chironomus riparius, 946 nucleotides. The record is from the annotation of a GenBank genome assembly. NCBI's taxonomy places the organism in Eukaryota, Metazoa, Arthropoda, Insecta, Diptera, Chironomidae.
CACGAUUUAUUUUUUUUUAAGCAAUAAAACAAUCAGUCGUUCAUAAAGGUUCGAUAAAUUCACAUAUAGCAAUGUCUACUACGCCAGUCCAAUCACCAAUUGCAUUGGAAAUAAGGGAAGCAGAAUUCAAGGAUGAUGCACCAGCAUUGGAAUAUGUUGGACAUUGGGAUAAAAUUGGAGGCAGUGCUGAGAUGGUUAAUACAGGAACGUCGGCUAUGAUAUUGCUACCUAAUCGUAACCGCAAACCAUACAUAACUGGAGGUCCAUUAAAUGAUAAAUACAUUUUUGAGCAACUUCAUUUUCAUUGGGGUGAUUCCAAUGAGUACGGAUGUGAACAUUUGCUAGAGGGAAACACGUUCUCAAUGGAGGGACAUUUGGUUCAUUACAACUCAAAAUACAAGAACUUUCAGGAAGCUGUCACAAAACCGGAUGGUCUAGCAGUGACAGGAUUUUUUAUUCAUGGCAUUGGCGAUAAGGAUUGUCCUGAAUUCAAGAAGAUUACAGAUGGAAUUGAACGCGUUACAAAACCCGGUACCAAAACUCGUUUGGGUGCUGAUUGUUUGUCAUUUUUAAAGCUCCAAGAGUUGAACAAACAUUAUUAUUGUUAUCGUGGUAGUCUUACAACACCACCAUAUAAUGAAGUUGUUCAAUGGAUUGUAUAUCGCACACCAAUUUAUGUAUCGGAAAAACAAAUUGCAGUAUUUAGGUCGUUAAUAUGUCAAGAUGAGACAAAGUGCAUCGUUAACAACUAUCGUGAUGUUCAGCAGCCUGUUCGUUCUCCAAAAAUUAUCUUUACUCGCAAUAUACUUAAAUCGAAAUUGUAAAAAAGAAGUAUAGCUAUGUAUGUUUUGUACGUAAAAGAGCACAAAGUACUGUAUCACAAGAAGGAAGAAAAAUUUUUAUGUUUCUGUUGCAAUAAAAACAUUUUUUUCUUCAUUCCAUCUUC